Messenger RNA from Drosophila grimshawi, 2979 nucleotides. RefSeq lists its product as uncharacterized. The transcript is spliced from 6 exons. Gene Ontology annotation, biological process: proteolysis. Gene Ontology annotation, molecular function: zinc ion binding; metallocarboxypeptidase activity. Lineage: Eukaryota; Metazoa; Arthropoda; Insecta; Diptera; Drosophilidae. Bases 1 to 2979 code for a protein of 992 amino acids. The record is from RefSeq and is a predicted model, not a curated record.
AUGUCGCUGGAACGUUUAGCGCUGGAGCGAAACGAGCUGCCACCGCCAGCAGAUCCAACCUCCUCCUCAUUGUCGUCUGAUCUUGUUGUAGAUGAUAUGAAAAUGGCCGCAUUGCCGGCUACGGGAGACAGAGAUAUGUAUAUGCUGGUGCCGGAAUCGAUAGCCAGCCAGCUGGAUGAUACGGAGCAUGUGCAUCGCAACACAAUCGAAGCGGAAGACGACGCCCAACCGGACGCAGAGAGUGCUGCGGACAUGCUGAUGCUGGAAAGCGAUGAUACGCCGGCCAUGCAGCUGGUCGAGCUGCCCAGCAUUAUAGCCGAAUCUCAGACAGAGUCACAUGCCGAGCUGGAGAUGGUGGCGGAGCCAGAGCCAGAGACGCAAACGGACACGGAUUCACAACCAGAGCCCAUAAUUGCAGAAGUGGCAUCGCCGGAGCUAAUUGAGGAGCAUGUUGUGGAGCAGCCGGUGAGCAAAAGUGAGGAGCAAAUGGAAAAUGUUGAAACUAUGCCGGAUACGGCAAUCGAGACAACACAAGUGGAAGGGGAACAGGCCCAGGCACAGGUACAAACCGAGGAGCAGCAGCCACAAGCAGUUGAUGAAAUGACGCCCGUAGAAGCGGAGGAGGAUGACCUGACGGAAUACAGCACGCCCGCUAUUCUCGAGGACCUAGAAGAGGAUAGCGAGUCCAAGCCAGAGACGGAAGACUCCAAGUCAGAGCUGGCUGAGAACGAUAAAGUGGAAAGCACAGAUUCAACAUUGCUGACCUCCAUGGGAGCGGGCAUUGAGGAAAGCAUCAGUGAAGCCAUAAGUGAGCUGCUGCCGCAGGAACUGAACGAAGAACAAAACCAGGAGCAGGUGCCGGUGCAGGAGCAGGGACAGGAGCAGGUACAGGUGCAGGGACAGGAGCCGGCGCAGGAGCAGGAUGCGCAGCAGAUCAUCUUCCAGUAUUCUGACGAGAUGGAGACAAAAGAAACAGAAGUGGCAACAGCAACUGAGCAACAGCUGGUGGAAUCAAUGCCAGCGGAUCCCAUAGAGGACACAGCCCAAGAGGAUAUGACGGCGGCGGAAAGUCACAACGAAGGCGAAUCCAAUGCAGCAACCCCAGUCGAGACACCAGUUGAGGCACCAGUCGAAACUCCUGUGGAAACUCCUGUAGAAACUCCUGUGGAACAUCCUGUAGAAAUUCCCGUUGAAGAGCCAGCUGAAACUCUAGCUGAAACUCCUGCUGAAACUCUAGCUGAAACUCCUGCUGAAACUCUAGCUGAAACUCUAGCUGAAACUCUAGCUGAAACUCCAGCUGAAACUCCAGCUGAAACUCCUGCUGAAACUCCUGUAGAAACUCCAGUUGAAACUCUCAUGGAAACUCCAGUUGAUGCUCCCAUGCCAGAUGCAGCUGAAGCACCAGUUGAAACUCCAGCUGAAGCACCAGUUGAAACUCCAGCUGAAGCACCAGUUGAAACACUAGCUGAAACUCAAGUUCAAAUCCUAGCUGACGAGCAGCCCGAAUCCGUGCCAGAGCAGUCCAUGCUGACGACCAUAAUACCAAUGGUUCUUCCACAGCACAUGGCAGAUCCCGAGUCGCUGCCGGAGCCGGAGCCAAUUCAAGUGAAUGACAGCGUACUGAACUAUGUGAAUGCCUCGCUUAUGCAGCCGGAACAGGAUGGGGGAGAGAUGGCCGCGGUCACAGAGACCCCAUUCAGUGCACAGCUAAGACGCUAUGAUGGCGCCCAAUUGUGGCGCAUUGUCGUCCAAACGGAUAAGGAUAGGAAACUGGCCGACGAACUGCAGUCCAAAUACGAUGGACAACUGUGGAAGGAGGUCAAGCAGGAGGUGGACUAUCUGCUCAAGCCGCAAGUGUUGGCUGCUGCUGAGCGACACAUUCGCGCUGCGAAUUUAUCGCGCAUUGUGCUUAUCGAUAACCUGCAGCAGGCAAUCGAAGUCGAGAAUCCGUCCGCCGAGGAAAUAAUCAAACUGCAGAAUCGCGACGGAAAACGGUUAACGUGGAAGGCCUAUCAUCGUCUCCAGGACAUACACGAUUUCAUUGACUACAUGGCCAAGACCUAUCCGGACAUUUGCUCCACAGAAACCAUUGGACACUCCGUGGAGAAGCGUCCGCUCAAGAUACUCAAGAUUUCGAAUGGUAAUGCACGUAAUCCUGGCAUCUGGAUCGAUGGUGGCAUGCAUGCACGCGAAUGGAUCAGUCCGGCAACCGUCACCUACGUGGCCCAUCAGCUGAUCGAGGGCUGGGAACAGCUGCCGGAGCAUAUGAGGAACAUCAACUGGUACAUUCACCCGGUGUCCAAUCCCGAUGGAUACGAGUAUUCCCACACAACGGAUCGGCUGUGGCGCAAGAAUAUGCGCUCCCACGGACGUCAGUGUCCUGGCGUCGAUUUAAAUCGUAACUUUGGCUAUAAGUGGGGCGGCAAGGGCACCUCGGCGAGUCCCUGCGCUCAGACAUAUCGCGGCAGCAAGGCCUUCUCUGAGCCGGAAACCUUCUACAUAUCGAAAUAUAUUAGUGGCUUCCCCAGGGAGACGUUCCAGGCAUAUCUGUCCUUCCACAGCUAUGGUCAGUACAUACUCUAUCCAUGGGGCUAUGACUAUCAUCUAACAAAGGAUCGUGCCGAUCUCGAUCGUGUGGCGCGUCAAGCGGGCUCGAUCAUCACAAAGUCGUCGGGCGUUAAGUAUACGGUUGGAUCAUCGGCGACAACACUCUACCCGGCCGCCGGCGGCUCGGAUGAUUGGGCCAAGGGAAUUGCUGGCAUUAAAUAUGCGUACACCAUUGAGAUGGGUGACACGGGUCGCUAUGGCUUCGUCCUGCCCGCUCGCCACAUAGAGCGCAAUGGCAACGAUGGCUACACCUUUGUCGAUACCGUCGCCCGUGCCGUUGCCCAAGGACGCUCCCUGGAUGCCAGGAGCGGCAGCAGCCGCAUCAGCAGCAGCAGCGGCAGCAGCGACAGCAGUCGUCGCCGUAGUCGCUAG